This is a messenger RNA of Penicillium angulare, 339 nucleotides long. RefSeq lists its product as uncharacterized. The record is from RefSeq and is a predicted model, not a curated record. Bases 1 to 339 code for a protein of 112 amino acids. NCBI's taxonomy places the organism in Eukaryota, Fungi, Ascomycota, Eurotiomycetes, Eurotiales, Aspergillaceae. The transcript has a single exon.
AUGUUUCAGCCAGGAUUAUUCAUGAACUACCUUACAUACCCUUACAAGUCUGCAGCUCAUCUUCUUCAGACUGAAUUACCAUUCGAUUUUAAUAGCCAUCGAGCGAUUGUACCACAAAACUAUGAGAACAUAUAUUUGACGCUUACAAAAGUGCAAGAUCUUGGGCAGGUUGUUGCUAAGGCCAUUGUCUUUGAAGGAAAAUGGCCUGUCGUUGGAGGCGUCAAAGGGAGUGAUGUAUCCCUAAAGGAACUCAUUGCCCUUGGCGAAUCAGCCCACGGUAUGACUAUAUCCAUCUUCCGCACAAAGCUGUAUGUUAAUUCAAAUGCUGAUAUGGUAUAG